AUGAAGGUCUGCAUCUUUGGCGGCAACGGCUUUGUCGGCUCGGCCGUCGCCCGCAAGGCCGUCGCUCGCGGCUGGCAGGUCGUCAGCGUCAGUCGCUCGGGCACCCCGUUCGCGACCCCCGCCGGCCACACGCCAUCCUGGGUCAACGAGGUCGAGUGGCGCAAGGGCUCGCCGUUCGAUCCCGCGACGUUCGACUCGGUCCUGCCCUCGUGCGACGCCCUCGUGUCGACGCUCGGGACCCUGUUCGAGACGACGUACAAGGACAAGGGCGUCGCCAAGCCCCUGUCGGUCCUCAAGGCGCUCGCCGAGAACCUGACGGGCUCGAGGGGCAACCCGCUCGCGAGGGACGGCAGGGAGCGCAGCUACGAGCGGCUCAACCGCGACUCGGCUCUCGCACUCUUUGACGCCUUCCACUCGUCCCGCUCCCCCUCCUCGUCCUCCUCCUCCCUCGUCUCGCCCUCACCGUUCGUCUUUAUCUCGGCCGAGGACAUCUUCCGCCCGUUCGUCCCGGCGCGGUACAUUCAGACAAAGCGCCAGGCCGAGGCCGACAUCUGGCGACGCGCGACGGCACCAGCCGACGAGCCACCAAGCGUGCGGCCCGUCUUUGUUCGCCCAAGCCUCAUGUACCACCCGCACCUCAACCCACCCUCGACCCUGCCCGCGACCCUCCUCGAAGCGACCUCUCACCUGCACGCGCUCGUCCCGCCCGCGCUGCACCUCCUCCCCUCUGCGCCCCGCCCGCUCCCCAACUCGGCCCCCUCGCUCGCCGACGACCCGGCAACGGCGCUCCCUGGCGCGCUCACAAGCCUCUCGAGCCUGCUCUCGGUCCCGCCCAUUCACGUCGACGCCGUCGGCGAGGCCGUAUGUCGCGCCAUCGCCGACGACGCGACAAGUGGCGUGAUCGACGUUGCCGCCAUGAGGGACAUGCUCGGGUUUGAUGCGCUUGGGUGGGGGGGCAAGCAGAGGAGGGCUGGGGGAACGGCGUGAAGGAGGACGGACGCCCGGGGGGUGGGAAUGGCACGAGGGUGACAACAGGAAG
Molecule: messenger RNA, 1039 nt
Organism: Rhodotorula graminis WP1
Lineage: Eukaryota; Fungi; Basidiomycota; Microbotryomycetes; Sporidiobolales; Sporidiobolaceae
Exons: 4
Coding region: 1-987 (328 amino acids)
Cellular component (GO): mitochondrion
Molecular function (GO): protein-containing complex binding
Source: RefSeq, a predicted model, not a curated record